UUUUUUUUUUUCGCGCAGCCUGGUUUCACGAGCCACGGUUCCCGGAAGUGCAGCUCUGUCCGUCUGUCAUGGGAUAACUCACACGAUAGUUUCGGGGGAUACCGUUUUCCUAACUUUCAUUGUUAUCGCCGAGGACGUACGGGCAACGUACCACGGGACAACAUGACGUUAUAACACGUUAUGAGCGGGUUUGGGUUUCGGAUCGACGUCGACUUUACUACAGUCGGUCGUUGUCGGCGUUUAACUUCCAGGCGUCUAGUUGGCGAUCUGACGGAAGACGUCCUUCUCUAAAAGAGCACACAUCCCGAGCUCCGGAACCCGCAUGGCGAGCCCUUUCAGCGUCGACUAGCCGAGUCCGAGCCGACUCCCCCGGGCUACUUUUCGUCGAAGUCCGUCCGGUGGUCUCGCGUAAAACCAAAACAAAAAAACGGGGACUUCCGACGUAGGAUGGCGACCGCGCCGGACUCGUACCAGAUGAGGUCGUCGGACCUCAUAAAGAAGGAGCCCAUGGACUACGGCGGCUUCGGCGAGGUGUACCUGUGCUACCACAAGACUCUGGGCCAGGUGGUGCUGAAGACGGUCUACACGGGCCCGUCCCGUAACGAGGGCAAUAAGAAGUCAUUGCUGGAGGAGGGGAGCUUAAUGACCAGACUGAAUCAUGAGCGGGUGGUGAGGCUGCUGGGUGUGAUCAUGGAAGAUGGAGACUACUCGCUGGUCAUGGAGCUCAUCCCGAAAGGCAACCUGCUGGCCAUGCUAGAACAGGUUCCUGUCCCAAUAUCCAUUAAGGGCAGAAUCAUUCUAGAGAUUACCGAAGGAAUGAUUUACCUGACAGAAAACCACAUCAUUCACAAGGACUUGAAACCUGAAAACAUUUUAGUGGACAAGGAUUUCCACAUUAAGAUUGCAGACCUUGGCUUGGCUACCUGUCAGACGUGGAGCAAACUCACAAAGGAGGAGUCUCGCAGGAAGAGCCGUAUGGGGCUGUCAGUUGGUGCUGGUGCAAGAGGCGCCGGCACGCUGAGCUACAUGGCCCCAGAACACCUAGAGAGCAUCCAUGCCCGCUCCACCGAGAGGUCUGAUGUUUACAGCUUUGCCAUCGUGAUUUGGGUCAUCCUCACAGGCCAGGAGCCCUAUGAAAAUGCCAGGAGUGAGGACCAUGUUUGCCAGCGUGUCCGUAAUGGUGACCGACCUUCAGAAGACCUCAUCCCAGCUGACACACCUGCAGAGAUGAUUCAGCUUAUGAAGAAGUGCUGGCAGCAUGACCCACAGCAACGGCCAACAUUUCAAGAGAGCUACGGCUUCUUCUUGCCUUUCUAUUUGAAACAGCUGGAACAGUAUGUAGAGAGAGACACGCUUCAGCUAAGGAACAUGUAUGAGGGACCGGUGGAGCUUGUUGAGAAGAUGAAAAGGCUGCCAGUGCCCUCCGAGUGUCUUUUAACAGAUAACCCGGCUCCUUUGUUAAGCUCAGAAAGAAUUCCGCCUGUUCCAGUGGAAGCCAGUAUUGAGGACCUGCAUUUGAUCCAGUUUGAGCAUCCCAAGGAGCCCUCCAUCCAGACAGAUGCCAAAGCUAUCAGUAGGGAAUCAGCCUUAGAGAACAAGCUGGCCCAGGAACUGCAGUACCACAAAGGUGGUAGUUAUACGUGUCCAGACCAAGCUAGCUCUGCCGGCCUCUGCUGUCCAAGCUAUGUGAGUCCUCACGCCCCACAGCUCCUCACCUCUACAGAUCACAUAGCUAGGCCGCUGGUCCAGGACAGACCCUCUCUCGUGUCCUCUGUGCAGUCCUGGACAAAAACUGAGCCAGUCCAGCCUGCCAGCCAGGAGGAUUCCUUGUAUCCCGCAUUUGGUCUGUAUGAGUCCAUGGCCUCCUCAGCAUCCAGAUCCUCUGAAGGUCACAUGUCCACGUCUUCCAGUUCCCCAACUCUUUCACUGCAUCCCCAGCAAUAUCAGUUUCCCCUGUGCGACCGCCAGCAGUCAUGGCCAUUUUGCCCGGUACCUGAUACAGCUGCCCCUGAUUUCACUGCUGGGCAUCGCUUGACGUCUUCCAAGACUGGAUCUCUACAAGAUACAGGAGGUCUUUUCAUUCAGAAUGCCAGUGGGAUCCAGAUAGGACACAACAACACACUAAGCAUCAGGAAUCCUGCCUCCCUUCAUAGCUUUUCAUCCUCUCCUCUAUGCAAUGGUGCCGCUAACUCGCUCCUCAAAGAAGACAUUCAUAAGUACGAGGACCAGGCGUUGACCGAGGAGCACCUGGAUCUGUUGAGGGACAACAUUGGGUCCAACUGGAAGCGUUGUGCGCGGCGCCUGGGUCUGACCGACGUGGAAGUGGACACCAUCGACCAUGACUACAGUCGCGACGGCCUGCCGGAGAAGGUACACCAGAUGCUGGAGCGCUGGAGGAUGAAGGUGGGCAGCAUCGGCUGUACCGUGGGCACACUGUGCAAAGCUCUGGAGGGCCACAUCAAAAUAAGUCUCAUCCAGAGACUUCUGGACACCUGCCAAAGCAGUUCCUCCUAGACUCGGUAAAUCUGCCCUCAUUUAGGAUUUGUCACACCCCUGCUUUCGUUGAAGCAUUAAGACUGCAAUAACUUUCGUGUUUGAAUUGCUACUGUUGCGUUAAAACAGUUUAUUUCAGAUUGAGAUGCGAAAGUUAUUUUUUUACACAUAUUUCCAGAUUUUGUGGCCUUUAUUUGCACCAGAGAGGAGCAGAGGUGAGCAUGGUUGUUUGGACAUUGAGCGGUAAUUCAAAGGCUUAGGAUUUCAGAAUGGUGGGGGUAUUUUAUCUAAGAAAUAUUUGGGCAAUGAAAUGCAUCCAAAACGUCUGUGAGAUGUCAGAAAUGUGUAAUUUUUUUUUUUUUUUUUUUUUUAAGAAAUAAGUGAAUUCACACUCCAAAAGCCUUCAUUGGGAUGUGUUGUGUAAAAAUGUGCAGGAGCCCUCAUGGUUGUUGUACUAGCUGGAUAAUGUACCACACUGGUGCGGAAUCAUGUCAGCCAGGCAACACAACUACACAUGGAUGUAGUUUAACAGACCUCGGCCUGUUGUGCAUUAUUGCUAAAACAGUGCGGUCUAAAUGACGGCGCAGGACUCAAACGUCCCAUGAAAUGAAAAAUGCAUUAACAUUUUGGUAACUCUCGUCUGCGCUUACUGUGUUCUAGAGAUUCACAAAAAAACAGUUUUAUUUUUGUGUUGGUAAGAAUAAUGUUUUUCUCUUCUGAAAAAUAAAAAUGAUAUUUUACUUAUGUAGUCCUGCACUUGUCCAGUCCUCCAUUGUCCAGUGAGCGAGAUGGAGGGAAGACAAGUGGUCCUCUACCGCCAGACUGAAACUGGCCAAUAGCAAUGUCAAUGUCCACAGGUUUUCAAAAAUGCCGGGCUAUGAUUGGCUGUUGGUCAAAACGAACUCACACCCCUCAUGAAAUCCCACCCAAUCGCUCCACUCGGUUCAGCUGUGCGUCAAAUCGUUGGAGGUUUGGUCUCAUGGGACCUGUAGGAGCCAGGUAGCGCUGGCUUGUAUAAAUAGGAACCAAUCUUUGUCAUGGUAGGGCUUCCGCCCGGAAGGUUGACAGUUUUUGACUUGUGUUAUAGAGGCUAAGCUGACGCUCGGCUCCCCGUUGGGGAGUUGAACCCCGCUCUCCUGCGUGACAGGCGGGGAUCCUGACCACCUGGCAAGUAAGUCUCAGACUUUGAUUCAUCAGACACGGUAACAUGUGGGUCAGUUACGCUGUUUGUGGUGCAGCACCUCGGUGGCUUAAAGCGUCGGCUUAGCCUCAGUAGGACCUUUUAGCCAUAGUUUUGUACUGGCCUGUGCUUAUUACUGCUGUUGUUCCUCCGUUUGGAGACGUUUCAUAUUCUGCACACCGUGGACGAUUACUGGUGGAGGUGUUUCCUCCUCCGUCCACAUCUGUGAAGUAGGCUACGAUGUCCCAAAGGGGAACUACUGCUCACUGUUGCCUUUUAUUUUGCCUUUUCUUAAGAGAAAUACAGUCGCAGUUAUUUUUGGGAUCGCUGAAUUCUGAGUUGUGUCACCUCACACACA
Messenger RNA from Lampris incognitus (smalleye Pacific opah), 4031 nucleotides. RefSeq names its product receptor (TNFRSF)-interacting serine-threonine kinase 1, like (gene ripk1l). The coding region runs from base 448 to 2514 and encodes 688 amino acids. The transcript is spliced from 10 exons. Lineage: Eukaryota; Metazoa; Chordata; Actinopteri; Lampriformes; Lampridae. Gene Ontology annotation, biological process: protein phosphorylation; signal transduction. Gene Ontology annotation, molecular function: protein binding; JUN kinase kinase kinase activity; ATP binding. The record is from RefSeq and is a predicted model, not a curated record.